CAUAGGGCGGAGGAGGACAGCACGCGCUCCGCUCGCCCGCCGCCCCACGCCCCCCGCACGCCGCGGCCCUUCGCUCGGCUGCCGGUUGCUGCCGCGCCCCUCCGCUCGUCCGCUCCACUCCGCGUCGCAGCACCGGGGUGGGAGCCGGCGCGGCGAGUCCGGCCGGCCUCGGGGAAGCGCUGCCGCGCUCUUCCCGACUCCGGCGACUGCAACGGCUGCUCCACCUCCGCCUAACGUUUCCCAUCGUCAGCCUCCUCCCUCUUAUACUCCUGCAGUUUUAGCUCUCCGCCACUAUUCAUUCCUUUCCUUUCCUAGGGCUUAGCUGAAAUUUCUCCGUAGCGAAGAGGAAUUGGGUGGUGGGGGAUUAAACCCGAUCCAUCUGCAGUGAGGAUUUUCCCCCAUGUGUCAAACAAGCAUGCUGUGGACUUACAUAUAGGAUGAUAGAACUUAGACGAGGUGCAGGCUGCCACCUUGAUCGCGUCGCCGUCGUACCCAAAUGCAAUCGCUUGGUCGACUGAGAACCUGGUGGCUGUUGCCUCUGGUCACCUUAUCACUAUCCUGAACCCAUCUGCACUGGAGGGGCCUCGGGAACUGGUUGUUCUUCGUCCUAGCGACCCAUUUCCCAUAGGAGUGGUUAACAGAGAAGUCAACUUCUCUUGUGACAAACUGAAAAGUAACACUGGACAUCGAUAGAAGGUGCGCACCAGGAAUCAGUUUUUAUUGCUUAUUUUGCAGAUCUCUUUGAACCAUGUAUAAUGCCCACUUCCUUAGCACGUGAAACUGAAUUAUGCGCUCGAUCUAUUUCAUGGUCUCAACAAGGGUUUUCUCCUAACUCCGGUUGUCUGUUGGCUGUUUGUACUGUUGAUGGUCAUGUAAAGCUUUAUCGGUCACCAUUUUGUGAAUUCUGUGAUGAAUGGGUUGAGGUUGCAGAUAUAUCUCGAUUGCUGUUUAAGUUUUACAAAGGUAUAGAAUUUGGGGAAAAUGAUGGUCCUAGUUCACUUCCUCAGGAAAAAGAAAAUACUGAACAAAACCAGCAAGUCAUGUGUAUUGGUAAACUGCAAGAGCCUCUUCUGAGCAUGGGUACAGAACGGAGAAAAAGGAAACCAGCAAGAUUUGAAGGUUUUGUUUAUCAUGAGGAUAAUGGUGGCGUAGAUGCUCCAAUGGAUGCGGACUUUUUAUUGGAUCCAAUCUCUAAUUUAAAGAAAAAAACAUUGAAGAAGCGCAGUGUAGAUGCUCCAAAGGAUGUGGACUUUAUAUCGGAUCCAUCUAAUUUAAAGAAAAAAACAUCGGAGAAGGACGAUGUAGAUGAUCCAAAGGAUGCAGACUUUUCAUUGGAUCCAAUCUCUAAUUUAAAGAAAAAUACACUGAAGAAGGUCACGAGACCUGGACUUGACGAUGCUGUCAGAAAUGGUCAGGGCAACACUCAAAAUAUUCAGACACCAUCAUACUGCAAUGGAGAAGACAAAUCUCUCCCACUUAUUACGGCAAAACAGUAUUCAUGUCGUGAAGCACUUUUGUCUUCUCUCGUAGUUGCAUGGUCUCCAGUUCUACCAUCACCUGACAGAAGUUCUUAUUUCACGGGACAUUGGUGCAUUCUUGCUGUUGGUUGCAAGUCUGGGAGUGUUUCCUUUUGGAAAAUACACAAACCUGAAUACUACACAAUAGACAUCGGCAUGGUUACUAGAGAUCCAAUGCUGAUCGGGGUUGUUCAAGCUCAUUUAUCAUGGGUCACUGCCAUAAGUUGGGAACUUUUUUCCUCAGGCUCUUCAAAACCUUUGUUGCUUUUGGCAACUGGAUGCUCAGAUGGAAGCUCAAAGAUAUGGCUGGGUGAUAUUGAAGGGUUAAAUCAAUGUACAUGCGCAAAAGAAGUGCCCUUGACAUUAGUGGCUGAGGUCACUACUGAUUCAUUAGCACCAGUCUCGUCAAUCUCAUUAUCUGCACCAGCUCAGCAUCAAGACUCAGUUAAUCUGGCAAUUGGAAGAGCAUCUGGGUCACUAGAAGCAUGGUCGUGGAACAUAUCUGGUAACAAAAUUCAGAAGAUUCAUGCAUGUGACGCUCAUGAUCAAGUGGUGACAGGUCUGUCAUGGGGUUUUCAUGGGCAUUGUUUAUACAGCUGCAGUCAGGAUAAUUCUGCACAUUGUUGGAUGUUCAACGAAAAACAUCUAGAAGAAAUUCCUCUGCACACAGAUGGUCCGGAGCUGAAAGAGUCCGUAGAUCUCACAGAAGUAUCCGAUCGAUGUUAUGGCCUUGCACUAGCACCUGGAGAACUAAUGAUUGCUGUGGUGCGCAGCUUGGACUCAAACUUGUUAAAUCAGAUGUAUCAGGCCAGGACACAAAAGGCAGUGGUUGAGUUCAUUUGGAUUGGUGGUCAGUUCCUUGGUAUUCCAUUGGACAAUAGCGUUAUCCUCAGUCUUCAGUCUGCCGCCUUAUCUGAGACUAAUUUCUUGUGGUGGGGAUCCAACAUUUUUUGGUCACUGAAGAAAUAUGAGAAUUGUGAAACAGUGCUUGUCUUAUGGGAUCUCAUUGCUGCACUACAAGGGUUUAAGAAAUCUGCACCUACCUUUCUUGAGACAUUGAUGCAUAAAUGGGUGUCAGGUUUGUUUUCAGAUGAUCCACAUUGUGCUUCUAUCGACAUCCCAUCACAUUCAAUUCACAACAUGUCCAAAGUCAGCUCGCGGAAGUUGCACUUGCUGAAUAUCGUAUGUAGGAAAGUAAUGCUUAGUGAUCAACCGCAGUAUUCUCCUGGUGCAGAAAAAGGUAAUGAUGUAAUGGCUGAUUUGUGGAACAAUCUUCUGGUAAGAAGUGAAAGGGAGCUGCAAGAGAGGCUUGUGGCUUUCACUUUUGCUGCUGUCCUCAACCGAACAGCAUAUUUGCUCAAGGGUGCCCCUGCUGAAAACAGCUGGUUUCCUGUUGGAGUUGCCCAGAUGGACUCUUGGGCAUCCAUGAACGAUGGAGAAGUGAGGGAUGAGCUCAAAUUUCUUAGAACGAGGAUCAAUGAUCUAGGAGACAGGAUCAACUCAGUGUGCGAGUACUCAGUUGAAGAAUACUGCACCUACUGCAAUGCACCAGUCCCCUUCGAGUCCGCAGAUGUUGCCAUGUGCAGUGGUAGCAAUCCUGCUACUCCCCCAGCUGAAGCUCACAAAUUGUCAAGAUGCACAGCGUCGAUGCGGCUGUGCCCUGUUCUUCAACCAACAUGGCACUGCGCGUGUUGCGGGAGGACGGUCGACAAGCUGCUGCCGGAAAUAUUCUUCACCAUGCCCACAUCAUUUUGGGAUGUCACUCAUGGUAACGAAUCGCUUGAUUUAUCAGCGCCGGCCGUCCCAUUUUGCCCCUUCUGCGGCAUACUGCUGCAGAGGAUAAAGCCGGAGUUCCUUCUCUCUGUCUCACCGGUAUAGAAGCUAGUGACACUAGGCAGCUUCCAGCUGUAAGUUGUAAUACUGAAUACGUCACUAAUGCACUUUGAAUUUGUUGUUGGUGGGGGGCUGCUUCUAAAAACAUGUGCUUAAAAUAAGCAUGGCUGGUUUGCGCUAGGUGUGGUGGUGCCAUCAUAAUGUAACAACCCGUGUAACAUGUGACAUCUGUAACUCUUGGCAAUAAAGCGGGCAAUAUAUACUACUUGAUGUGAGAAUA
Oryza sativa Japonica Group (Japanese rice) is the source of this 3630-nucleotide messenger RNA. RefSeq lists its product as uncharacterized. NCBI's taxonomy places the organism in Eukaryota, Viridiplantae, Streptophyta, Magnoliopsida, Poales, Poaceae. Gene Ontology annotation, molecular function: protein binding; histone acetyltransferase activity. Gene Ontology annotation, cellular component: transcription factor TFIIIC complex. Gene Ontology annotation, biological process: transcription initiation at RNA polymerase III promoter. The record is from RefSeq and is a predicted model, not a curated record.